UGAAGGACAUGGUACUGAUGGCACUGCAGCAACCUCAUUUAGUGGAAGAUGUCCUGCCUCUGAAGGAAGAUGAUCACACACAGAGGAGAUCUAUUAAAUUAUCUGGGACACAAGUCUUGCUUCCAGAUCCAAGGACUCUCACUGAGUGGCAGGAGGACUUGAGUACAAUGCCCUAUAUUACUCAAGCCCAUGUACUCAUGUAUCUGGUCUUAAAACAGGGAUGGCCAGCAGAACGCAUCCAAGCCUAUGAAAAGGAAUGUGGCUACCAGCUUUAUCAGGAGAGACACAUCCAGCAUGUUCAAGUAAAAAAGCUGGAUUAUGAUGUGUCGUGCAUUAAAGGUACCUGUGUGCGCCAAACCAACCAGAAUGAGACCCCUUACCAAGUUUGGAUGUUUGCCUCUUCUAAUGGUGACAUCCAUGCAGCUGGCUGCCAGUGUAUAGGAGAUGAUGGGGGAUGCAAGCACGUCUUUGCAUUCAUCUUCGCCAGAUCAGAUUUUGUGCAGCGUUGUGGGGUGCAGCCGGGAAGUGCACAGCGUACCUGCACAGACGUGACUUGCACCUGGGACAAGCCUCGCAGGCAAAAUAAGUGUAACUUUAACCUUGUCACCAUUGCGAGCAGCACAGGUGCAGGGAACAGCAGAUCCAGUACUCAAAAACCUUAUAGUUCUGGUAGUUAUAAGGCAAUAUCAGAGUUAUAUUCCCCUUAUACUCCCGACAAAGUUGCAGACGACAUUGCAACCACUCUCCAGCAUGUACCGGAUGCAGCACUGUGGGGUAUUGUUCCAGGAAGACCAGCCUCCUCUUUACCCUCUAUUACAGGAUUAGCAAAAUGUUUCUUUUCACAGGACAAUCAAGGUGAAAGUUUCAUCAAUUUUUUAAAGAGUAAGUAUACUAAUACAGUUAUUUCAGAAAUUUUUGAAAAAACAAGCGACAACAUUUGUGUCCCAUAUGGAAACAACAGAGUGGGGCAAUAA
Molecule: messenger RNA, 974 nt
Organism: Eriocheir sinensis (Chinese mitten crab)
Lineage: Eukaryota; Metazoa; Arthropoda; Malacostraca; Decapoda; Varunidae
Exons: 3
Coding region: 9-974 (321 amino acids)
Source: RefSeq, a predicted model, not a curated record